AUGAGAUCCGCUGCUGUUGCCCUUGCGGCUUCCGCUCUCCUUAUGGGAGCUGAAGCCGGCUCUUUGUUUCGACGACAUGCCCACCACAAUGUCCACAAGAGGAAUUAUGGUUACGAGGCCCCGGCGGCGCAGGAUGCUGAGACUUGCAAAAUCGUUACCUAUACCACCUGGGUUGAGUACAAUCCCCCAAAGCCAACCUACGACACCACCGAAUACGUCAAGUCUACAGUCACUCUCGUCCCAACCCCACACACGACGGUCCCAUACUCCUGCUCCGUCCCCGUCCCGACACCUGAGGUCACCACCUGCGAGACCCCAGGUACCUACACUUUCCCCGCGAAGACCAUCACUCUGACCUCCACAGAGUAUGUCUGCGUUCCAACCACCACCGUCCUGCCACCGGGAACCCAUACAUACGGUGUUGGAACUAAGGUCGUCACCGAGACCUUGACCACCGUCACUUGUCCGUAUGCUUCCACAUACACCUCGGGAACUGGUGUCUACACCACCCUCACCAGCACCGUUUUCGAGUGCCCAACCCCUGGAACAUACACAUAUGGUGGACACGAGACCACUAUCACCAAGACCCAUACCAUCACUUAUCCAGCCGUCGAAACCUACACUCCUGGAACCUACACCCACCCAGUCAAGACCGUCACCGUCACCGUUCCAUCCUAUGUCUACACCUGUCCCUAUGCUCCAUUCACUCCUGAGCCAACUCCUGAACCCACCCCGGAACCAACUCCUGAGCCAACUCCAGAGCCUACUCCGGAACCAACUCCUGCUUACACUCCACAUGAGCAGCCACCAGCUCCGGUCUAUACCCCUGAGACCAAGCCUGAGCCCAAGCCCGAGCCAACUCCAGAGGUCCCAACAUACGAGGUCCCAACCACCAAGGAGGAAGUCCCAGCCUAUACUCUACCAAAGACCUCUACCGUCAAGUCUGAGACCCCUAAGCCAACCAAGCCAUCUGGCCCAAUCGACUACAGCAACGUUGGAACUGGACGACAAUGGUGUAUCACUUACACUCAGUACAACAAUGACAAGUCUUGCAAGACCCGUGAUCAGAUCUUCACCGAUAUCGAGGAGGUUGCCAACAAGGGUUUCCGAUCCAUCCGUGUCUAUGCCCCUGACUGCGACGCUUUGGAGCACAUUACUGAUGCUUGCGACAAGUACAAGUUGAAGAUCGUUAUGGGCGUCUUCAUCCGCAAGACCGGCAAUGUUUAUGAUUACCAGGAUGUCAAGAACCAGGUUGAGAAGUUGGUCGUCUGGAAGCGAUGGGACAUCACCGAGCUUAUCGUCAUUGGAAACGAGUCCGUCUGGGGUGGUAUCAUCUCUUCUUCCGAUCUCGUCAGCCUCAUCGCUGAGUGCAAGGGAAUCUUCAAGGCCGCUGGAUACCCUGGAAAGGUCACCACCUCCGAGGUCGUCUCCUCCCUUGAAGCCAACCCAGGUCUUUGCGGUGUCAUCGACGUUGUUGCUGUCAACAUCCAACCCUACUUCAACGGUGGUUACGCCGCUGAAGCCGGAAAGUUCCUCAAGCAACAGAUGCAACAAGCUCAAGCCGUCUGCAACCUUGAGACCUUCUGCUUGGAAGCCGGUUGGCCAUCCGGCGGUGCUCCUAUCAACAACGCUAUCGCCGGACCUGGCGAGCAAGCCGCCGCUAUUGAAUCCAUCUACGCCGUCGACGAUGGUCACAUUUCUUACUUCAGCACUUAUGAUGAUCUAUGGAAGGAUCCUAACAUGAACGGCGGUGUCGAGACCCACUUCGGUUGCGCCAAGCUCUUCCCCAUCGGAGGAUCCUAUUAA
This is a messenger RNA of Orbilia oligospora ATCC 24927, 1806 nucleotides long. RefSeq lists its product as uncharacterized. The record is from RefSeq and is a predicted model, not a curated record. Gene Ontology annotation, molecular function: 1,3-beta-glucanosyltransferase activity; glucan endo-1,3-beta-D-glucosidase activity. The transcript has 4 exons. Gene Ontology annotation, cellular component: cell surface; extracellular region; fungal-type cell wall. Gene Ontology annotation, biological process: cell wall organization. The coding region runs from base 1 to 1806 and encodes 601 amino acids. NCBI's taxonomy places the organism in Eukaryota, Fungi, Ascomycota, Orbiliomycetes, Orbiliales, Orbiliaceae.